Messenger RNA from Malaclemys terrapin pileata, 3336 nucleotides. Its product is annotated as protein SSUH2 homolog. The record is from RefSeq and is a predicted model, not a curated record. The coding region runs from base 77 to 1264 and encodes 395 amino acids. The transcript has 13 exons. NCBI's taxonomy places the organism in Eukaryota, Metazoa, Chordata, Testudines, Emydidae.
UCGGCGAACAAGUGGGUGUGGGUGGGUAGGCAAAGCAGAGCAACCCAGCACCAGCGUUCAGGACCCCCCAACAGCUAUGGCAGCGGAGGGCCAGGCGAUCAGAGUUUCCAGCCAGAGUUAUGGAGCUGUUGAUCAGAUGUCUCAUGCCUCUGCUGAAGGAUAUUUCGGUGCCAUCGUUCCUGAUGACAUUACCAGUGGAGAAGAACCGUCUGCUCCCCCUGCUUAUCCCAUGGACGAUGUCUCUGGCUAUGAAGGCACAGCUCUGGGUGAUGGUGGAGGAAAAGGUUUACCUCCUCCAUCAGAUCUGGUGACUGAUCGUGGAGGUGGGCCCCCUCCAGCCCAAACAGAGUGGAACAUUCCUGCUGUUUCAGAAGAUGCAGCCAAAGAAGCUUUUAUACAGUACGCAGCCAGUAAGUGCUGCUACAGCUCGGCCCCUGCCAAGGAAAUGGUGUUUCGGACUCUGCAGCCAUUCAACACCUACAGAUAUCGGCUAGAGACCUUCACUGAAUCCAGAUCAUCUGAUUGGAAGACAACACCUUACAAGGGUGAAUUUGUUGACUCUUUUUUGCUUGGGCCAGCUCCUUUGCCAUGGACUAUACAAGUGGAAGUCCCUACCAUCUUCACAGACCACAUAACCAGAGUCAAAGUGCCUCACACGUCUUCAUUAAAGGGCUGCCACAAUUGUCGAUGUUCAGGUACAAUUCGCUGCACAAAGUGUCAUGGAAGAGGAAAGGUACAGUGCUGGAUUUGUCAUGGGUCUGGGAAUCAACUGAGUAAGGACAGGUGCACACACUGCAGAGGUUCUGGACGGAGCAGAUGCAACAGUUGUUCUGGUUCAGGCCACAAAACCUGCAUAACGUGUGCAGGAAAAGGACAGUUGCUGUACUACAUUGAGCUUCAAGUCAAAUGGAAGAACAACAUUUUUGAAUACGUGGCGGACCAGAGAUCUGGGUUUCCUGCUGAUCUCUUCAAGGAGGUCACUGGGCAGAAGAUGUUUGUUGAUGAACAGUCCAUGGUUUAUCCUGUUGUGAAUUUUCCUGAUCCUUCCAUAAGUCAGGCUUCCCAAAAUGCUCUUGUGCAACAUCACACUCAGUUUGCAUCCACAUCUCGUGUACUGAGACAGAGGCAAACUAUUGAGCUGAUUCCUCUGACUAAAGUGGAAUACGAAUGGCAAGGGAAACGGCAUUCCUAUUAUGUGUAUGGAGAUGAAAAUAGGGUGUAUGCAGAGAACUACCCCAAAAAGUGCUGCUGCUCCAUUAUGUGACUGACUGAUCACUUCUCAGAAUGCCAAAGACAAUGGCUGUUGUCCAGAACCAUAUAAGGAAAGGAUUCAUCUAGUACUAUUUUUGUUUUGUUUUGGUCAAUAGAAGUUCAUUGAUUUGCAUGUAUGGGGCAGGCUGCCGCAGGAAGAAAAUGGGGGAGCAAAAGGUUUGUCAAGUUGAUUAUUCAGUUCCAGGACUGGAUCCUGUAUAUAUGUCACAAUCCCUGUGGGCCACUGGGGGUUUGCUGUGGCUCUCCCUGUCCCGCCCUUGCCACUAGUAGAAUGCAAACUCAACUUUGGAUUACAGUACCAUUUAGUUUCUGCACUAUGUGUGGGCCUGGCCUAAUCUACUUUUCCUCAGACUUCACUGGGUCUCCCGGCGUUAAUAAGGUCUACAUUUUUAUUAGUAAGGAAAUACAAGGAAAACAGGUCCUAGAUCUGUCUUCCAUUAUCAGUAGUAGUAAAAAUGAUGUGACCCAACAGUCUGCUCUGUGUUACACUAGGGAAACCCACUGACUUCAGUGAAGUUGUAUCAGUGUAAAUCAAACCACAUUUUGGACUGAAGAUAUUAACGGUGGUGUGGAUCAAGGAGUGGUGGUUAGUACGUGGCUGCACUCCAGUAAUGCUGACUACAAAUUUCCCUUUGUUGUUUGUGGAUUCUUUUAUUUUUAUCACAACUGAGAGUUCAGUGAUAAUAUGGUACCAGGCACAAGUUGAAAACGUUUUGCUGUGAACCUUCAGAGUUUGUGACAAACAGCAGAUGGAUGGUAGUGAUGCAUCUGACAUUUUUAGAAUGUCUGUCUCCACUGCAGUGCUUGGCUUGCUGGUUCAGCCAUCAAUAAUCUUGUCUGUGCCAAACAUAGAGGCAGCAUUUUAACUCUUCUAAUAGAAUCUCCAACUGAAGAUAAACAGAGAAGGAAAUAGGACAAAUUGUGGAUAUUUUUUAAUUAAGCGUAUAGGGCCUGACCAAAAGCCUCUUGAAGUCAAUGUGAAUCUUUCCAUGACUUCAGUGGAUCAGGUCUAUAAUGCAUAUUGUUAAUCACCCACUAUCAAAUUCUAAUCUUUCUUGCUGCUGAGUUUUCAGCAUGUUUGGAUCGUACCUCAUUUGCCAUGUGACUGUGAGACACACACACACACACAUCUAUAGUUUCUCUUUCUGUACAAAUGUCAUAGUAAUACAAGAUGACUAGGUAGUAUUCCUGUUAAGAAUAAAUUUAUCUGGGCAUUUGUGCCAACAACACUAUAGUAGUAAUGCCGAAGUGUUUACUUGCACGUGCUUGUCAAAUCCAGUUUUUGUAGGUGAGAUAUAACCAGGGUGGACUGCAUUGUUCUUUUAAAUAGUUAAGUGGGAUUUAGUGGUAGUGAUAAGAGAAGCUAUUUGUUCACAUAUCCACUGUAAGCAAUGGAAGUUUAAGCAUCCUCCUAUUCUGCUAACACAUUGUCAGUGUGCCCUAACCUUGACCUGGAGGGAUCAACUCUGGGGCUAAGAUGGUACCCAGCUGCCAUACCACUCAGCCUUUGUCCUCUGCUAAGACUGUCAAUAGUUCUAACUGGUGUCAGUUUAUUGUUAUUACUAUUAGUUGUGUUGCAUGGGAGCCCCACUCAUGAACCAGGACCCCACUGUGUUAGGCACCAUACAAACCUGGAACAAAAAGUGAGCCCCUGCCCCAAAGAACUUACAAUUUAAGUAAGAGUUUACAAUCCAAUUUUGCUGGUUUUGUCCACUAGGAAAUGGACUGAAAUCACUAACCAAUUUUGCAUAAGACAGGGAAAGGCCAUCAGCUUUGGUGACUCACUUGGAAAUGACCUAGACCAGAGGUGGGCAAACUAUGGCCCGCGAGCCACAUCCGCUCGCAGGACCUUCCUGCCCGGCCUCUGAGCUCCAGGCCCGGGCGGUUAGCCCUAGCCUCUCCCCCGCUGCCUCAGCUCGCUGCGCCACCGGUUCAAUGCUCUGGGCGGCGGGGAUCCUCCAGAGCUGCGGCCUGUCCUGGCACUCUGGGCAGCGCGGCUGUAGUGCCACCAGCCACCGGUGCUCCAGGCAGCGCGGUAAGGGGGCAGGGAGCAGGGGAGGGUUG